Molecule: messenger RNA, 3737 nt
Organism: Nerophis ophidion (straightnose pipefish)
Lineage: Eukaryota; Metazoa; Chordata; Actinopteri; Syngnathiformes; Syngnathidae
Product: solute carrier family 23 member 1-like
Exons: 14
Coding region: 1589-3397 (602 amino acids)
Biological process (GO): transmembrane transport
Cellular component (GO): membrane
Molecular function (GO): transmembrane transporter activity
Source: RefSeq, a predicted model, not a curated record
UUCCGUUUGUAUUUACAUCUAACACAAUUUCCCAACUCAUAUGGAAACGGGGUUUGUAGAUAGUACUUUAUUUAUUCCUUCAGGGGACGGCGUGGCACAGUGGGAGAGUGGCCGUGUGCAACCCGAGCGUCCCUGGUUCAAUCCCCACCUAGUACCAACCUCGUCACGUCCGUUGUGUCCUGAGCAAGACACUUCACCCUUGCUCCUGAUGGGUGCUGGUUGGCGCCUUGCAUGGCAGCUCCCUCCAUCAGUGUGUGAAUGUGUGUGUGAAUGGGUAAAUGUGGAAGUAGUGUCAAAGCGCUUUGAGUACCUUUAAGGUAGAAAAGCGCUAUACAAGUACAGCCCAUUUAUCAUUUAUUCAGGAAAAAUAAUAAUAAAAUAACAGUACCUAAUCUACAGGUUAAGCUACUCAUGAAGAAAGUAGCUAAGCUACUGCAAAAUGUAGUUAAAUUACGCCGAUUUAAGCUACUGACCCUCAUUUGAGGGGAUUUCUAACUACUGGCCCACAUGUAUAAUAGCAAUAAUAAUGUAACUUAGAGUGUAUAAAAUGACCCAAUAAGGUUCCGUUGCUAUUAACUAUCUGUCAUUUUGCCUUUUCUUUGUCUCACCCCUAUAAUGUUAUUAAUUUUUUCUACCUCCCGUAUAUAAAAAAAAAACCAGAGAAUCCCUCUGCCAUUUAAAAAUGUUUUUUUAUUGAGUCCCCAGCUUGAAGCGUCCCUCUAUCUCCGUCUCCACAAAAGUGCAUGUCUGUUAUGAUUUUGCUCACUAGUUUCAAUGACCCGCCUUAUCUUGGCUCUGAUUGGCCAGUCCGUAACGUUUCGCCCUAACUUUAGCCAAUUGUGACUAAUCCUACGAACAAUCAUUGUGGAUUUUCUCCGUAUUUUCUCCGUAUUCUCAUUCACCCAGGUCAUUGUAUCUUCUACAUAUUUUUGGGGGGGCCUGGAUUCACAGUCAUUUGUCUCUCUUUGGUUAGAAAUAGCUAAGAAAUCGCUACUCGUUCAAAAAGUAGCUAAGCUACCACCGAGAUUUUGGAAAAUGUAGCUAGCCAGCGGGUUAGGAAUGUUACGAGCAGUUUGGAUCGAGAUAUCUCCGAAGAAGGAAGCAUCUUUAAGACAAAGGUGAGUUAUCACUUUGUUGUGCAAACAUCGACUAUAACAAGCUCCGCCUCUUUGAAGGGCCGCUGACCUCCUGUGCUGCCAUUGGCCGACUAUCAGUCCUAAUUAAAGUAAGUAAAAUUUCCAAAGACCGAUGCGGAUCAAUGGAUCUCGCCUUGAAGGCUCGGGCUCAGUAGGGCUCCGCCCCCUUGAGUCACUUGACAGGAACCACGUUAGCGUGUGGUACGGCGGUCAAGGCAUACGGUUGCCAUGUGCCGUAGUUGAGGACAACUUGUCCUUGUCCUUGGCUAUCGUCCUGCCCUUUUAAAAAAAUUAAUGAAUUUACAGCCUUUGUUUAGUGUAAUCAUUGAUCAGGGGACACACCUCAACACAGACUAAUUGAUGAGAAAGUUUGUUUCAGGUGAAAGUCCACAGAGAUUAAACAUCGGACUGGAAGAGCCACCGCCAUCGCCUUCUCCUCGUCGCUGCUUCGCAUGGCUGCCAGGGAAACCGAAGAUGACUCGAAGGGUCAGGAUCACCUUCCACGAGGGCGGAGCCUCAAUGCAAAAAAAGAGCCAAAUUCAUCCACGGACAUGAUUUACACCAUCGAGGACGUCCCACCCUGGUACUUGUGUAUUCUCCUGGGACUGCAGCACUACCUGACGUGCUUCAGCGGCACCGUGGCGGUGCCGUUUCUCCUGGCCGAGGCCAUGUGCGUGGGCCAAGACCAGAACACUAUCAGUCAACUGAUUGGAACCAUUUUCACCACCGUCGGAGUCACCACCCUGAUCCAGACCACAGUCGGAGUCAGAUUGCCGCUGUUCCAAGCAUCUGCUUUGGCUUUCCUGGUUCCUGCACAGGCCAUUCUCGGUUUGGACCGCUGGAGUUGUCCAAGUGAUGAGGAGAUUUACGGGAACGGAAGUCUUCCAAUCGACACCUCCCACAUUUGGCAACCUCGUAUCAGAGAGAUUCAGGGCGCCAUCAUUGUGUCAAGCACCGUGGAGCUCCUGAUUGGUCUUCUGGGACUGCCAGGGAUACUGCUGGAAUACAUCGGCCCGCUCACGAUCACGCCCACCGUGUCGCUGAUCGGCCUGUCUGUGUUUUCCACAGCAGGAGACCGGGCCGGUUCCCACUGGGGCUUCUCAGCGCUGUGUAUUCUCCUCAUUGUACUGUUUGCUCAGUACUUGCGGGAAACUUCACUCUCUGUGCCGGUCUAUAGCAAGAAGAAAGGACUGCGGUUCACCAAAGUCUACGUCUUCAAAAUGUUUCCCAUCAUACUCGCCAUCAUGCUGGUCUGGCUGCUUUGUUACAUCUUCACCCUCACCAACCUCCUACCCUCGGACCCAGAACGUUACGGAUACAAAGCCAGGACCGACGCGCGCGGUGACAUCAUGACUUCAUCUCCCUGGUUCAGAGUUCCUUAUCCCUGCCAGUGGGGGUUGCCUGUGGUAACGCUGGCGGGGGUGUUGGGAAUGUUCAGCGCGACCAUGGCAGGCAUCGUAGAGUCCAUUGGUGAUUAUUACGCCUGUGCUCGUCUCUCCGGGGCGGCUCCGCCUCCGGUCCAUGCGAUCAACAGAGGAAUCUUCACAGAGGGACUGUGUUGUAUCAUCGCCGGACUUUUAGGGACUGGAAAUGGCUCCACCUCCUCCAGCCCAAAUAUUGGGGUUCUUGGCAUAACUAAGGUGGGGAGCAGGCGAGUGGUCCAGUACGGAGCGGCCAUCAUGUUGCUGUUGGGAUCCGUUGGGAAGUUCACGGCCUUGUUUGCGUCUCUGCCGGACCCCAUCCUGGGAGGGAUGUUCUGCACGCUCUUUGGUAUGAUCACGGCUGUUGGUCUGUCCAACCUGCAGCUGGUGGAUCUCAACUCGUCCAGAAACCUUUUUGUUCUGGGCUUCUCCAUGUUCUUUGGACUGACGCUGCCAGCAUACCUGGACACACACCCCAAGUCCAUCAACACAGGUCUGGCAGAACUGAAUCAAAUCCUGACGGUCCUUCUGUCCACCGAGAUGUUUGUUGGGGGUUUCCUGGCUUUCUGCUUGGAUAAUACCAUUCCAGGUUCUAGACAAGAGCGCGGUCUCCUGGAGUGGAGGUCUUUGUCGUCCCCGUCCUCCUCCUACGACCUUCCUGUGGGGAUGGCGCUCAUCCGGCGGGCGCGCUGCCUCAGGAACUUCCCCAUCAGCCCGACUUUCAGAGGGUGGACUCUGCCUGACGGCCAGCCCCCUCCUGGUGAGAGAGAGGCGGAGCAAGGAGUAGUGGGGGAGGAGCUUAGACCAGAAGAGGAAGCUGAAAAGUCAACCAAGGUCUAAGGGCCUGAUCCAAAUAGCGGGCGCUAAACAGUGUGUACAAACUCUGAAUUAGUGUGUACUAUAAGUGUGUACAAAGUAUAAUAUAGUGUGUACUAUUAGUGUGGACAAACUAUGAACUAAUGUGUACUUUAAGUGUGUACAACCAAUGAAUUAGUGUGUACAACCUAUAAAUAAGUGUGUACUAUAAGUGUGUACAAAGUAUAAAAUGGUGUGUACUAUUAGUGUGUACAAACUAUCAACUAGUGUGUACUAUUAGUGGGUACAAACUAUUGAAUAGUGUGUACAAACCAUAAACUAGUGUGUACUAUUAGUGUGUAAAAAAUAUGAUAUAGUGUGUACU